UUGGCGUCGGUUUGUUUCACACAACCAUCACCACCUUUGUAGCCAAGCAACCGCGCAAUCACCACAGUCUAGAUCUAAACACCAACGGAUACGGACGGUCCUGACCUUCCGCUAUCUUCAUUUUUUUUUCAUUUUUUUAACAGCCCAAACAGCAGAAUUACCUCGUCAAUAAGCCAGUGUCAGUAAUUCGUCAUGUUAUCGUGUUCGCUAUAAAAUCAUCAAGUGAAAUGUCUCUGGUGACCAGGGGGUACAUGCUCCUCUGGGAAUUCAGGCGAACUCGGAAUUUUCAUGGAAAUUGUUCUACUUUAUGGUUUUGAAUUAUGGUGUGUAAAGGAAGUUUAGUUUACAGAAGUGCUAAGUGCCUCUUUGAGAAUCCACGAGCAGUUACAGGAAAAGUUCUUGGACUACACUAAAUUACUCAGUCGUAUUUUGAGUCUCGGUGAAUUUGCAACCGAGAUAAACCGAAAGUGAUAGACGGAUCACUCCUAAAGAGACGAAAUCCCGACAAUUGUCAAGUUACAAUGUCGAUGAGAAGAAUAGCUGUGUUAGCAGCGGUACAUUCCAGUCAACGAAACGAUUCCUAUGGUGCAAAUUACGGCGGUUAUUACACCCCCGGUUACAAUAUGUCUGGCAAUGCCAGCGGAAAAAUGGGAAGAUUCGACGCGGAUUUGCAUGGAAAUGUUAACGUACUCCUCGGAGGGGCAAUGCUGAGUGGAGUGAUUAUAGUGGUAAUUCUCGUUUGCUACUGCUGUCACAAAAACAUGAGAAAGAAUCGACCACACGAAUACUCCCCUUAUUGGAGGGAGCCAGAUGUCCAGAGUCUGGAGGUCUUCACCAUGGAUUCCCACGCGAUGGGACGUUUUUUGGGUGGUCAGCAGUGUUACGAUCGAAGUGGCAAUGCGGAAGACAUCACCACAGUGUCAUUACCCUGCCCAGGCACCCCAGGACCACCACCAGCUUACGAGAGUCUUAUAUUUAAUCCCCACAAUAAUGCUUCACCCAGUGAUAAGAAAGAGGAGCCAAUUACCACUCCCGAUUGUAUACUUUCCGUCUCUGAGAAUCAAGGGGAUUCCCCCAGACAGGAGAAGAAGGAAGAGGAUGAGGGAUUACCCUCUUAUGAGGCUGCACUCAAACUCGAAGCUAAUGGCUAUGUUUAAUUAUAAAAAAUUGGUUAAUGAGUUUGUAACUUCUCCAAAGAAUUUCUCAGGGAAACUGUCGCCCAGUUUAAAAUAUAAUCAUAUUUAAUUAAUUAGAAAUUAAUUGAAUAUCAUUAUAUUACAGAGUUGAUGCAUAAA
Molecule: messenger RNA, 1295 nt
Organism: Fopius arisanus
Lineage: Eukaryota; Metazoa; Arthropoda; Insecta; Hymenoptera; Braconidae
Gene: s-cup
Product: stanley-cup
Exons: 3
Coding region: 522-1157 (211 amino acids)
Source: RefSeq, a predicted model, not a curated record